ACGUUAAACAAAACACGAGGAUAAAAUGCAUGCAUUGUUUAAGGAAAUGGGCGUCAGUUCACUCCCCUUUUCCACAACAGAGCACAACCAAGUUUCAUUGUUCAUGAUCUUCAGAGAGGACAUAUUCCUUCUAAAAGUUGUCAAUUUAAUUCCAACACUUGCAUUCCGACAUGCCCAGGUUUGACCCUUUAUUUGGACUCGUCUCAUUCGAAAAGGCAGCCAAAUUCAUUGCCAUAUUCGAUUUGGUACGUCAUACACAUGUUUCAUUCGAAUUACUGCGAAAACAGUCAGGAUAUGUAUGUACAUGUAUAGGUAAGUAAUUGUAGGUCCUUUGUAGCUUGUACAUCUUAUCCCAUUUCGCUGGCGGAGGUUACAUAUACGAAGAGAGAUCAGGUAACAUUUACCAGAAAACUGCCACUACUAAAUCAGCGAGUGCUAAAAUUAUGAGGAUUUAAAUUGUCAUAUUUUCAGAGGAAUACGAAGGUGAGCUGUCUCGAGCCGUGACGGAAAAGGAGGAUGUUCAAGCGUCGGGAAGCACUCCCACCCCAAAUGAGACUCCCAAGCCAAGCGGUUCCAUGAGCUAUAAGGACUUUAAGAAAUUAAUGGGAAUAGGAGUGCCCUCUGCAGACAUUUUAAUAGUUCUGUUGCUCUGCUUUGUGAUUUUUGCCAUCGCCCACAUUUGCAUGGAGGUUUGGAUGUGUCGACUUUUGUUGAAAGCUGCUUCACACAAGGAUGGGUCCGCAUUGAAGACCUGGUUUUGGUGUCGUUUGGGCGUCACUGUAAUGUUCACGCUUUACAGCAUUGUUGGAAUCAUGAGUGUCAGGUCGGACAUUGUGGACUGGAUUUUUGAAGCCAUGAAUAUUUAUAGGAUCUACACGUUGUACAUUGUUUACGAGUUUAAGUCCUACGUUUCUGCAUGUGUCAAUGUUGUCAAACCGAUGGAAAUGUAG
This is a messenger RNA of Folsomia candida, 950 nucleotides long. RefSeq lists its product as uncharacterized. Lineage: Eukaryota; Metazoa; Arthropoda; Collembola; Entomobryomorpha; Isotomidae. The transcript is spliced from 4 exons. The record is from RefSeq and is a predicted model, not a curated record. Bases 576 to 950 code for a protein of 124 amino acids.